UAAAACUUGGUCACUACUUACUUUUCUUCAACACAGAGCAAAGGCUGAUGACUUUACAUAUGACAAAGGAACUGAACAUAAGUUAUACAGGGAAGCAUUAAGCUUGUUAUCAAAACAACACACCCUUGCUCAUGAACUCCCUUUGAAUUUUAAGGUCGAGCAUAUUUAUAUUUUAUUAUUAUUAAUCAAGAUAAGUUCAAGGGCUAGAGUAGAUUCAAGAGCUAGAAAGUGCAAAUUGACAUGUUACAUGAUGUCUUCCACAUUUGAGGAAUCUGAGUCUGAGGGCGAUGAUUUGGACUACAUACAAAGUGAUAUUGAAGAUCAGAACCUUCCUGUAUUAUUAUCAUCAUCACAGCUUGAGGAUUUUUAUGAAUUAUACAAAAAAAUGAGUAAAGCUCAAAAAUGGAUUCUCUCAUCUGGAAAGUGCAUUGAGGAUACUAUUUUCGAACAUUGCAAGGAACAACCAGUUGAAUCAUUCUUACAUUCAUGGAUUAUUAAUCUUGAUGAUCAGGAAGUAGAGUCUUUAUUUACAGCUGAAGAACAAAAUGAAAUCCAACAUGCAAUCAAAAAAUUGCCAGAGAUUUUAGAAGAAACUUCCUUUAAAGAUAGGAAUGAGCCUUAUGAUCAAGUGGAACAUUACAAUGCUGAAUGGGCUGAAAUUGUGAUGAGGAAUCUUACAUAUUAUGAAGACCCUAAUGAAACACUGCAAAAGCAACAUCUCAAGUCCUGGUAUGACAUAAAUGUGUGGUCCCUUAUUGUCAAUCAUGGUCUCUCUGAUGUGAUUGGAUUGGAAACGGUCAGAAAGGAAUUCUCAAGUAUAGCUGUAGCCAUGAGAAAAAACUGGAGGAGAACAUGUACACAUCACAAAAAACCAAAACAUAAAAAGAUGGUAUAUCAGAUGGAUGGGAUACUCCAAAUGUAUAUUGAUGGGGCUGAGUAUGGAGCAAUUGAAGUGGCCCAAGAAGUUUGA
Messenger RNA from Entrophospora candida, 970 nucleotides. NCBI's taxonomy places the organism in Eukaryota, Fungi, Glomeromycota, Glomeromycetes, Entrophosporales, Entrophosporaceae. The record is from the annotation of a GenBank genome assembly.